AUGCCUGUCAGUAUUUGUGAUAAAUGGAUGCCCCCCUCUUUCGGUUGGAUUAAAUGUAAUACUGAUGGUGCCUUUGAUGUUAUCUCUGGAGCAAAUGGUGCAGGGUAUGUGAUGCGAGACUUCACAAGAAAAGCAACCCUUUGUGCUUCCAUAGUCUUUGAUGUUCACACUGCUGAAGAAGCUGAAGCAAGAGCCAUCUGGGCAGUCUUAAAGAAAGCUGUGGAACAACAUCUAUCUCACAUCAUCAUAGAAAGUGAUGCGAAAGCUCUAAUCGACCAAUUUUCAGCUGGAAAUUUCGAUGGAGAUACUAGGACGGAUGCUAUCUUUAUAGACAUUCUCUUUUUCUCUACUAAGUUAUCUGCUUGUAUUUUUAGUUUUCAACGUAGAGUUUGUAAUUCUGUAGCUCAAGAGCUUGCUCUGUGGGCAAAACAAAACAAUUCUACCAUGUACUGGUCUAAACUCCCUGUUUGGAUUAUUCCAACAGUUGAGGAGGACCAUUAG
Molecule: messenger RNA, 501 nt
Organism: Papaver somniferum (opium poppy)
Lineage: Eukaryota; Viridiplantae; Streptophyta; Magnoliopsida; Ranunculales; Papaveraceae
Exons: 1
Coding region: 1-501 (166 amino acids)
Molecular function (GO): RNA-DNA hybrid ribonuclease activity; nucleic acid binding
Source: RefSeq, a predicted model, not a curated record